GCACGUGUGUACUAAUGUUAUGUGCGGUAGUGUGGGAUCCUGAAGUGAAGUGAUCCGUAGUGACUAGAAUAAAUACAUGAAUUUACUGUAUGCGGCCUAAAAACACAUGCCGUAAAGCAACUCGUCAACCUUCUCAUCGAGAUGAGAGUGCAAAAUUGCUAAUCAUAUAUGAACUACGGUCAUGCAUUAAUAGAGAUUUGGGAAUAAAGGAAGAUCUUCAAGCAGAAGCAAAGUCUAAGGAAGGAAAAUUUAUGACAUAAAAGAAAAGAAUAUACUGCAUGGGCCUAAAGUAAUGAAGCAGUUGAAACAUUAAAGUGCACGGGGAAAUUGUGGCUUACUUCGUUAGACAUAUAAAUUUUAUUCAUUUGAAAUGGGAAGGUUGGUGUGGUUCUUGCUCAUCGUGGGUCUGUCUCCAGUUAUGACUGCCAUGUGUCCGUCAAUAUGCCAGUGUUCUACCAACCAAACUGCUGACUGCUCCUCUAAGAAACUGAUGUUAGUGUCCUCUGAUACAUUCAAACUGUCAGGCAACCUCCUCGUGCUUCAAUUAGAAAACAACCUUAUAAGUUCUCUUAGUGCCAAUGUCUUCUCAUCACUUACAAAUCUGAAAAGAUUAGACCUUGAUCAGAAUAUGCUGAAAGAUCUCCCAGAGUCACUGUUUAUGUCUUUGCAUGAACUUACAAUUCUUUAUUUGAAUGAGAACAUGUUGACCACAUUACCCGCUAAAAUAUUUAGUAAUCUGGAGAACUUGAUCAUUCUCUGGUUACAAAAAAACAAAAUUGAAUCUCUUCCAUCAGAAAUAUUCAAAUCACAAAAGAAUCUCAAAACUCUGAAUCUAAUAAACAAUGCACUAAGUAAGUUGGAUAAAGAGUGGUUUAAUAGUUUAGUCAAUUUAGAAUUUCUGGCAUUAUCUAAUAACCAGCUGGUUACUAUAGAGGAGGACACAUUUUCUAAACUGAUAAAUUUAAAAAACCUUUCCCUUCACCACAAUCAGAUCAGGUCAAUACAGGAUCGUGCUUUUAGUCAGAUGCCAAAAUUGGAAAUCCUAUGGCUGUAUGACAAUAAACUUGUGGAAAUAAAUGACGGUAUUUUUAUCGGUGCAACGUCUAUAAGAGCCUUAUCAUUAUACAAUAACCAAUUAACAACAAUUAGUAGCAGGGCAUUUGAAACUCUCACAAACUUGGAGCAGAUAUAUCUUGAUGGAAAUUUGUUGACAUCAUUGGAUUCUAGUCUAUUAAAUUCACAGAAUAAGCUACGUAUGCUUGAACUCCAGGAUAACAAAUUGACCUCUGUGAACUUUGAGCUCCUGAAGCCACUCAACAGUCUGAGAACAUUCAAUCUAUCAGGGAAUCCACUCAUCUGUGAUUGUGCUUUAUGGGAUGUAUGGCUGUGGUGGAAUGCACAUUUUCUAAACCCAAUGGCCACAUGCCGACUUCCAGAAGCAAGUGUUAUAGUUAGUAUCAGAGAACAACUUCAGAAUCUAACAUGCAACCCAGAGAAAUCAACUAAUGUACAGCCGACUAUCAAAGUUCAAAAUGCUGAUGAUGUGAAAAACCUGAUUGUUGGAUGCUUGGUCAUACUCAUCAUUAUUUCUGCCAUGUUGACUGGCAUUCUUAUUUACAUUAGAUUAUACAAAGCAAAAUAUCAUGUACAAGAUAUGUUACUGCCACUGGAGGCUGAAAGAAAUUAAUAUGUACAAAUAUUAAUAAAGCUAUGUAUGGAAUGAAAAUAUGUAUCUGCUGGAAAGAAGCAGCAGUAGCUAUGAUCCUAUUAUACAUUUUUUUCUGCGCUAUGUAAUUUAAAAGUAGCCCACGUUUACUGUCUGACAAAGAAUAGGAUGUGGUUCCAGGUACUUCUUCUUUUAAACAAGGAUGAUGGAAAAGUACAGACAAUGAAUCAUUUUAAGUAUAAUCCACCACUGUCAGAACCCUUUAGAUUCGAAAUUAUUAAAAUGUUUCUGAAAAAGAAGGAUUUUUACACUAAAUUUUUGACUAAUCAGAUAUUUAUAAAUGUAAUAUAUUAAUUUUAAAAUUCCUGCACUGCUUUUUAUAAUAGAAGAUAAUAAAUAAAUAUCAUUUAAAUUUUUCUUUUGUUGAUAGUCAACACAAAUGUGAGGAGUCUGUUCAUCUUGAAUUUACUUUCCUUUUGUCUUUCUGGUGUUAUGCAUAAUUUUUUCGGAUAACAACACAAAUUCCUGGACAUUUUUCUUUGCCCUGCUUUUAACCAAAAACAGUUUAACAACGUAUAUUAAGUGAGUAAAUUUUAAAAUAAACUUGUACAUUUCAAACAAAUACAGAUAUCCGUAAUAUGAGAACAAGAUACAGAUAUAACCUUCAAUGCUGAUUUCUAACCUCAAUAAAAAUAAAAAGGGAGUUUCCUAUACUGGAAUUAAGUUAGUCAAUAAUCUUCCAUCUAAUAUAAAAAGUUUAAACCACGAUAUAAAAAUGUUUAAGCCAAUGUUAAAAGAGUAUCUCCUAUCUCACUCCUUCUACUAAGUAGAAGAAUUAUAAAUACUUGUGAGUAAUAAUGGCGAUGGUUUUCAUCAUAAUUAUUUUGCUGUAAUACUGUAGUUCCAAAAAUGUGUCAAUAGCUGUUUUAACUAUGAAUUUAUAUUUGUACUAGAAACAAGUAUUGUAUUUGUGCCAUGACCUGUUCUACAUCCUUGGCUUAGAAUUAUGAAGGAUCUAUGGAAUGUAAAUAAAUUCUAUUCUAUUCAUUA
Molecule: messenger RNA, 2716 nt
Organism: Zootermopsis nevadensis
Lineage: Eukaryota; Metazoa; Arthropoda; Insecta; Blattodea; Termopsidae
Cellular component (GO): plasma membrane; extracellular matrix
Molecular function (GO): protein binding
Source: RefSeq, a predicted model, not a curated record